UCGUUGCCCGUUGCCCGGUGGUCGUUGCCGGGUGCCCGUUGCCCGGUUACCGUUGCCCCCCGCAACGCUUGGUGGCUGUGGAGGGGGAUGUGGGGCGGGCCGGGCUGGGGCCCCCCGCGGCUGGAAGGCUUCGUGCUCACCGAGCGGCUGGGCAGCGGCGCCUACGCCACGGUGUACAAGGCCUACGGCAAGGAGGCCCCCCGGCAGGUGGUGGCCAUCAAGUGCGUGAGCAAGAGGAGCCUCAACAAGGCGUCGGGGGCCAACCUGCUCACCGAGAUCGAGCUCCUCAGGGCCGCCCGACACCCGCACAUCGUCCGGCUGCACGACUUCCAGUGGGACAGCGCUAACAUCUACCUGAUCAUGGAGUUCUGUGCCGGGGGUGACCUGUCCCGCUUCAUCCACGCCAGGAGAAUCCUCCCAGAGAAGGUCGCCCGCAUCUUCUUGCAGCAGCUGGCCAGUGCCCUCCAGUACCUGCACAGUCGCAAUAUCUCCCACCUGGACCUGAAGCCGCAGAACAUCCUGCUGAGCUGUCUGGAAAGGCCGCAUCUCAAACUGGCAGACUUUGGCUUCGCCCAGCACAUGGUCCCCUGUGCCGAGCAGCACGUCCUGCGGGGCUCCCCUCUGUACAUGGCCCCCGAGAUGGUGUGCAAGCGGCAAUACGACGCCCGUGUGGAUCUCUGGUCUGUGGGCGUCAUCCUGUACGAAGCUCUGUUUGGGAGGCCUCCCUUCGCCUCCAGGUCUUUCACGGAGCUGGAGGAGAAGAUCCGCAGCAGCGACGUCAUCGAGCUCCCCGCACGACCUCAGAUCUCCCGGAACGGCCGGGACCUCCUUCGGCGCCUCCUGGAGCGGGACCCCGACCAGCGCAUCUCCUUCCAGGACUUCUUCGCCCACCCCUACGUGGACCUGGAGCAUAUGCCCAGCGCAGAGAGCCUGGAGCGGGCGACAGCUCUGGUUGUGGAAGCGGUGAAGAAGGACCAGCAGGGUGAUUAUGGGGAUGCCCUCUCCCUCUACUGCAGGGCCCUGGACUUUUUCGUCCCUGCUUUGCACUACGAAGUGGAUGCCCGGAGGAAGGAAGCCAUCAGGGUCAAGGUGGGGCAGUACGUGUCCCGGGCCGAGGAACUGAAGGCGCUGGUCAACUCCUCCAACCGGACUCUUCUGCAGCAGAACAGCUCUACCCUUGACCUCCUCAAAGAGAUGGCUCGUGACAAACCCCGUCUGCUUGCCGCCCUGGAGGUGGCCUCCUUAGCCGUGGCCCAGGAGGAAGAAGGCAAGGACAAUGGCGACACCCUGGAUCUCUACCAACAGAGCCUGGGGGAGCUGCUUCUCAUGUUAGCGGCUGAACCCGCUGGGAGGAGACGGGAGCUGCUGCACGCCGAGGUUCAGACCCUGAUGGGCCGGGCGGAAUAUCUGAAGGAGCAAAACAAGAUGAGAGAGUCCCAGUGGGCAGCAGAAUCCGCAGACAAGGAGAGUCUCUCUGAGUCCAUCCGGAGCUCUUGCACACUGCAGUAACUCUUCAAAGGCCUGGAGUCAAACUGUCGGCAGGAAGAGCAGCCCGGGGCUGCCACCCUCACCCAGGAAGGCCUGUCCUUGUACUCAAGAGGGAGGAGAUGGAGGGGACGGGGAUGGAACGGAUGUCCUGCCUAAGCCGUAAGGGUUGUCCUCCCCCUCACCUUUUCUAUUCCCCCGAGUGCACGUCGUGACUUGUAUUUGGUUUCUCUUCCACGUUCACUGGAUUAAAGCAGCAAGGACUGAUGAGCAGAGCUAUGUAGGUGCCCUGACCGGGGACUUGGGAGCUUGUAAGAAUUGGGGGGCUUUGGGAGCCAGCUAAGGAAUAACAGGUCUUGGGGUUGUGGAGGGAUUUCCCCGCAACUGUGGGGGCAUAGGGGUUGGAUUGAAGGCCUGGUUUCUGAACAGGAGUCUUCUUUCACCAGAACCCCUUGCUUGCUUCCAUGGGGCCAAGUGAGGAUCUUGUCUUGCGGGGCUGAAUCCUAGCCCUGAUGUGGGAUUGAAGAGAUCCUUUGGCUUCUGCCCACAUGCCUCUGGCUAACCGCAAUUUCCCUCAUAAUUGAGUUCUGGCAGGAUUUUCCUGCUCCCAGAUUUGUGACUUGCUGACUCUCCGCAACCCUCCCUGAUCAUCAGGAAUCCAGUGCCCUUGUUCUCAGGUGGGAAUGGGGGAGCGGGAGAGGUCUCUGACCUCCCUCACAAUUUAUCCCAGUACCAACCCCAUGGGCCUCUCUGGUGCUGCCCCACUCCUCAGGCUUGCUAAAACCAUCAUCCCCUCAGACUCCCCUCGGGGAAUGGUGCUGAGUCAGACAGGUUCCCAGCAACAGACCUGAGUGCAGAAAUGUGGAUACUUUUUUUCACCCCUGGCAUGCAGUCAGGCUUCUAUCUGAGUAUUUUCUGCGGCAGUAUUCUGCACAGGGCAGAGCCAAGCAUGAUGAAACUAAUUCGGCAGGAAACACUGUCGAGGCAAAGUGGGACGGAACUGUGAAAUGAACUGGCCCAUUCUACUGACCGAAAAGGGAAUCAAAUUGCCUAGAAGCAACAGAGUUUGACUUAGAUAUUAAGCAUCUGGUAUGGGGUUAAUGUCUUCAGGAUGGGACCCCCCCAAACUUCUUGAAGUCCAACAACCCUUCAUUUCCCAGCCCAGCUUGGGAGACUUGCCCCCUCUCACCAACAAGAUCCCGGCUUCCAGCCUCCAUCCGUGGCAUGGUUCCUGCAGAUGAAUAAGAUUGAAACUGGUAUCAUUUACCUGCCCCAGAUCCCCACUUGGGUUUGUUUGCGCCUGUGACCUUCUCCUCUGUGGCCCAGACAAUCUUGAGGGGUUUUGUUUUGUUUUUAAAUCCUUUAGGCUUAAAAAAACUCUCUAGUGUCACAUGAUUGAGGGACUCAUCUCUCCAGAGGAAACUCGAUUACUGUAAUAUUUUAAUUUAUGAUCUCCUUUCUGUCCAUUGGGCUUUAAGCAUAGGGUUGCCAUUGAAGAUUCUAGCCUGCUAAGGCUUCUGAAGCUGGAGAGGGAAUAGGGAAUUCCUUCCUUGGAGUAACCUGUUCAUCUACUGUCUUCUUGACUUUUCUUACUCCCAAUCACACAGGAUUAUUAGAGAAACUAAAAGGUUUAUGUGGGGUGGGGAGGGUGGUUAGGGUGAGAAAGAGGUAGCCAGAGACCAACUUGGAGACUGGGAGGCAGACCAGAAGGCCAGUGAGAGUGAGCUUUAAAUUGGUGUCACAGUGUUUUGCGACAAUCUUUUGGCUUUUCUUUUUUGAACUGGGAAAACUUCAGGUCCUUUAAUCCUGCAGCCUCCCCCACACCACCUGGCAAGAGAUUUAGGGGGCAAAUCUCUUGUAGACCUCACCACCUCUUACUAGUUAAAAUGAUGUGAUCUAUUUAUUGCCUUCUGUAUUAAAUUAUUUUCUAAAUCCA
Messenger RNA from Tachyglossus aculeatus (Australian echidna), 3421 nucleotides. RefSeq names its product unc-51 like kinase 3 (gene ULK3). Gene Ontology annotation, biological process: peptidyl-serine phosphorylation; autophagosome organization; autophagy. Lineage: Eukaryota; Metazoa; Chordata; Mammalia; Monotremata; Tachyglossidae. The transcript is spliced from 16 exons. The coding region runs from base 88 to 1509 and encodes 473 amino acids. Gene Ontology annotation, molecular function: ATP binding; protein serine/threonine kinase activity. Gene Ontology annotation, cellular component: cytoplasm; autophagosome. The record is from RefSeq and is a predicted model, not a curated record.